UUGUCAAGGCAACAAACUCAAUGAUGUAAAUCAUGUUUAAAAAAAGAUUCCUUUAUUCUCCUUUAGAAUCAUUAAAGUUUUUCUAUUUUUCUAUCGUUUUUUGUCUUAAAAGUCAAUUGUUUAAAAGAUGACCGAGUUUCACGAUUCAUCAUCAAAACAAUCUAUUGAUACAACACCAAAAAGUGCUAAAUACAUCUCGAUAAUUUUACCCAGAAGUGUCCUUUCAACUAACCAUGAAAACAAUACUUCUAUAGAAGAAUUGGUACUAACGGAUACCGCGAAAGCUUUCGAUAAACUAAAACAAAUCAAAGGAUCUCGGUUGAGGAUUUUCGAUAGAUAUGAAGAUGCUCUGAAUUGUAGUCUCGAAGGUAUUGAUGAUUUACAGUUGAUUCCUGAACCGCCUAAGGAAAAGAUUGCGGAAAAUUUUCCUACACCUUCACCACCUGAGCUAUGUAAAUUAAGGAAAGCUAUCGAGUGUGGAGACUUUGAUUUGGUUUAUUCGUUGAUAACUGAAAACCCCAAAUAUGUGAUUACUUCGAGUGAUACUCCAGUUAUUUUGAUGGAAGGUCCUCGCUUCAAUGGGGUCCAUAUUGCAUGUAGGUGCAAUCAAAUUGAAAUUCUUGAAUUUAUUCUUAAGACAAUCAACAAUCCAGAUUUUAUUAAAAAACUUUAUCCAAAUGAUUCUGAUGCUGUUACAGAGGAGACACGAAAACAUUUACUGGAUUUAUAUUUGAAUACUCCUGAUAAAGCUGCACUUGACACUCCACUACAUUUUGCCUCCAAAUUUGCUGCUGCUGAUUGUGUCAAACUUCUUCUGACUUACCCUGGUUGUGAUCGAGAGAGACGUAAUAAGUUUGGUGAAACACCAUAUGAUGUUAUUUGUUCUCGUAAAAGAGAUUCUCAAGCAUAUGAAAAAAUCAAGGAAUACUUCGAAGCGCGUUUCUAUAUUUCAAUUAUGAGGAAAUAUGAUCGUGUUACCGUUUGUACACCUUCUGAAACACCACCCAAAGAUGAUAGCAUUUCUGGAAUAGCUGGUCCAAUGUCUCCAAAGCUAGCCGAGGAAAUUUAUUCAAAAUUAAAAUCACCUGCUAAAUCUACUUCACCUCGAAAAUUCAAUAUACGUUUAACGGAUGGUUCUCGAGGAGUAGAGAGAGUUGCACGGAUGGAGUGUAGAUAUCAUAAUCUGGAUUGGGUAGAAUAUUGGCCUUUUCUGAACUGUUAUGUCGAUUUAGCGUCUCCUGAGGGACUCGAAAUGUUAGAGAAACAUCUUGCAAAGAUGCAUGGUCUUGCAAGUAAGCAACCUAAUGGCGAAGAAUCCUCCAGCGAUAAAACGCAUGAAAAAAGCUCAGUAAGCCUCCUUUGUGAUAGACUAGGAUUACUUUCUCUCGCCUCAAACCAGAGUAUCGAUGGUGAACUUAUUAAAUCUCAAGAAGUAAACAGUAGUGAUGAUGAUGAUGAUUAUGUCACUCCUCCUUCAAGCCCGGUUCAAGUUGACUUCUUCGUAAAUGGAAAAUCAUUCUCUCAAAGUGAUAAAGAUGCUGCAAAUGCCUUGGCAGACAUAAAAAUAAACGCAUUCCGAUUUCCAUAUACAGCUCAAUGGUUACGAAAAGUGAAGCGAGAAAAAUCAAUGACAUCUCCAUCUGAAGAAACUUUUGUGAAUUUUUGUGAUAAAGUCGCUGCUAAUAUUGCACACUCAACGCCUAGAAAAAGCAUCAAUUUGAUUGAUUUAAUAUCACCCAGACGAUUCCACGGCUUAAGUGACCAACAAAGCUCAACCGAAAUUUCUGGUGAUGAUGAUGUCUUCCACGAAAGUUUUAGAUAGUCAAAUUUUAUUUUAAAAAUGAGAUCGAAGAGAAACGAGUACAGAAAGUGAUAAUGUUAAGGGAAAUUUUAUUAGACCGUUAGGAUCAAAUGGAUGUAAAGAUUUAAAUUUGCCAAUUCAAUAAAAUAAGCCAAUGUUAUUAAUUAA
Molecule: messenger RNA, 1969 nt
Organism: Tetranychus urticae (two-spotted spider mite)
Lineage: Eukaryota; Metazoa; Arthropoda; Arachnida; Trombidiformes; Tetranychidae
Gene: Ankle2
Product: ankyrin repeat and LEM domain-containing protein 2
Molecular function (GO): protein binding
Source: RefSeq, a predicted model, not a curated record